Molecule: messenger RNA, 822 nt
Organism: Symbiodinium sp. CCMP2456
Lineage: Eukaryota; Dinophyceae; Suessiales; Symbiodiniaceae
Source: the annotation of a GenBank genome assembly
AUGCCUGAUGGGCACCGUGCAGGAAAGCCGUUCCUGCAUGUCCUGGCAAUCAUAGCGGCCACAUGCCGGUGUGCCAAAGCCAACAAUGCAGAAGCUGUCGGAGGAGGCUUCGGUAACUCCAUUGAAGAGAGCAUCGCUUCCGGUCCAGAUGUGGACGACCAGCCCGUUGCCACAAUCUUCAGCCCGAAGAGUUUUGGCGCGACAGAUCUACUGAACUUGGAUUCGGACGAGCUAGCUGCCGACGGUGACGAGACAUGGAGAUCACAACCCAGAGCCAACACUGGCACAAUUGAUCCGUUCUCUUGUGUUGACACCUCUCGGCGGUCUGUCAUUGCUUGCUUCGAUUUUUCGACGGCAAGCUGCACGGCGUUCUUGGAGAGACCGUGUGAUUGUGCAUCGUCGAGACCAAUCUGUGUUACACAAUCUGGCAGGAAAGCCUCACCUGCUUCCACCGACCGCCCGGAGCUUUAUUCUUGCUGCUCGAGGCCUGGGACUGCCUCAGAGGGGAUGUUGCUCGGCAAAGCCAGGGAAAGCAGUCCUUUCGCGAAGAAGAUCAUGGAGAAAGCCCUGUCCUCCUGGGACACCAGGGAGAAGACCAAGUGUAUCAGUGCGGCAAGAUCCGCGAGAGGCACCAUUUCCCUUACAGAUUGCAAGACAAAGUGUUUAGAAGAGAAGCGCGAGGUCGAACCGAAGGAGUGCGACGCCAUCCUCUACAAGGAGAAGGGCAAUGGAAAAGGCCUCUGCUUUGUGCUUUUCGGCUUGGAUGAGCCUUCGUGUGCAGAGAGCGACACCUGGAAAACCUUGGUUUACAAAAAGAAGUAG